Messenger RNA from Pogona vitticeps (central bearded dragon), 3307 nucleotides. RefSeq names its product spermatogenesis associated serine rich 2 like (gene SPATS2L). Lineage: Eukaryota; Metazoa; Chordata; Lepidosauria; Squamata; Agamidae. Gene Ontology annotation, molecular function: protein binding. Gene Ontology annotation, cellular component: cytoplasm. The record is from RefSeq and is a predicted model, not a curated record.
CCUCCAGCACGAGGGGAAAGACAGGCGGCGCCCUCCGGCCAACGUUUCGGUUCUGGAAGCCUGAGGCAGCCAGGAGGGGCCCGUCCGGCAUUCCUCGGCUCCUUUCCAUCCCGCCGCCCUCCGCCCCCCUUCUCUGCUCCGGGAAGAAGCCUGGCUGGAAGAGAAGGGUGCAGGAGAAGAAGAGGGAGGUGAGGCGCCCUUGGCGGCACGGCCGGCGCCCCCCUUUCUGGCUGCCCCUUCCCCCCCUCUCUCCGCGGGAGUAAAUGGCGCCGCCCGUGCCCCUUGCGUGCUGAGGGUUGGGGGACGCGUGUUGCUGUUUACCGAAACCGGGGACGGGUGGGGCGUGGUGGGCAUCGCCGCCGCCGCCGCCGCCGCCGCCGCUGCUGGUGGGGAAUCUUCCCGAACCCACCUUCCCACGGACUGCAGUGUCCCCAUUCGCCGCCGCCUUUCUGGGUCGCAAAUUACGGGGAUCGCUUGAGAGCUCUUAUUCAGUUCAAGCUGGAGAUGACUGAAAUCAGUUCACAACUGAACAUCAAGGAAAAGAUCAAUGCAGUCAGAUCAAUUGUUCCCAACAGAAGCAACAAUGAAAUAGUGCUGGUGCUCCAACAGUUUGAUAACAAUGUAGACAAGGCUGUGCAAGCUUUUAUGGAUGGGAGUGCACUUCAAGUUCUAAAAGAAUGGAAUAUGACAGGGAAAAAGAAAAAUAGCAAAAGGAAAAGAAGUAAAUCUAAACAACAACAUUAUAUCAGAGAAAUGAAGGAUAAAGAGGAUGGAUCAGAAAAGGUUACUCUGGAAUCCCAAGAGUUCUGUGGUUGCCAUCUGAAGGAUUGUGAUAAGGACGUUUUUUCCAGCGUACUAUCUGGGGGAAAAUCAGAAGUAAUUCCUCAAGAAGAAGAGAACUUGGAAUGCAAGGAUGUGGCAGAGACAAAAAGAGAUGUAUCAGACAAUAAAGCAGAACAGAAAAAAGGACCCAUGGGUGCAGAACGAAAAUAUGUAAAUAGCAUGGAGCUGCCUGAUGUUUUUCAGUCCUCCUCACAAUCCCAGUUUACCGUUAGUAAAUCGAAGUCCAAAACACCCACUGCCAAGUCAGCUCUUCAUGUAUCCCACCUUGAGAUAAAACCAGAGGAGUCAAUCAAGAGAAGAGGUCCCAAUAUUGAAAAAUCCAUUAAAGAUCUUCAGCGUUGCACUGCUUCACUGACUAGAUACCGCAUGAUGAUUAAAGAGGAGGUAGAUAAUUCCGUGAAAAAAAUCAAAGCUGCAUUUGCUGAAUUGCAAAGCUGCAUAAUAGACAAAGAAGUGGCUUUAAUGGCAGAGAUUGACAAAGUUAAAGAAGAAGCCAUGGAAAUCCUAACUGCUCGUCAGAAGAAAGCGGAAGAAUUGAAGAGGCUAACAGAUUUGGCCAGUCAGAUGGCGGAGACGCAACUGGCAGAACUGCGGGCUGAAAUUAAGCAUUUUGUAAGUGAACGUAAAUAUGACGAAGAACUGGGUCGAUCUGCCCGCUUUUCCUGUGAUAUCGAACAUCUGAAGAGUCAGAUUUUACAGUGUGGAGAAAUUUCGCAUCCAAAGAACAAUUAUUCCUCAAGAACACCAUCCAGCACGCUGCUUCAGUCAGCCCGCUUGCACGUGGCAACUAAUGUUCAAAACACACCCGGCCGGAAAUCUUCUAGUCGGGCUCAUGCCAAGACUCCUGAUGACAAAGGAGCAACUGCUAAAGCUUCAAGCCAGGUUGCCUCCAGCACCACAGAAUCUUCUCCUCAGAUACCUUCAACAAAUAAACAGAAUGGGCCUUCCAGCCAGAGACGAAGAUUUCACACGCAGUAUCACAGCUUUCGAAUCAACGGACCUCUUAAAUCACCAAGUGCCAGCGUGGAAUCAGACCAGAACGCCUCCAAGGGAAGCUCCCGGAAUGAGUACAGAAGACAACACCAUAACAGCUUCCGGCCAAAACACAAAGGCCCAAUUAAAACCCAAGAGCAGUCCGCCCCUGCUAAAAGCAUGGAAAACUUCACACACUCAGAAAAGACACGGCGAAAGCAUCUUGCGCCAGGCCCCACAGAGCCCAGACCUUUAUGCAGCAAUAUGACAAGAGUUUCUCAAUAUAAUUUAUGCCCCCCAAGGAUAGAGACUUCGGCGGACGCUCCUGUCCUCUCGGUCCCAGCUGUGACUUUGGUGGCAUGAGGAGUGGGAAAGAAGGAAGAGUCACCGUGAUGCAUUGCCCCCCCCCCAAUAUUUCUCACUUAAAGGUGCUUUCCCCUUCCCUCCCUCUCCCUAGCAAAAAUAGUUUGUGAAACUUUUUACAGUUGUGGUAAGUUACUGAAUGUCUUCUUAAUUGUAAUAACCUACCAUAUCUUGUUUCUUACUUUAAUAGCUUUGCACAAUAUACUCAAAUUUGUUUUUGUUUGUUCAUAACAGUGCAGCUUUUAGCUAGCCAGUACUUAGUAGAACAAUCAAAUGGUAUUAUCAAAUAAACUGCAGGACAAUGUCAAUAUAGAUUGUAAGUAUUUGUUAUUGUCCAGUUUGCUCUUGGUGAAACAACUUAUAUUACGGGCCUGGGAAGUCCUGACGUUCCUGUUGCUGCUCUGCAGUCUAGAUACUCUAUGGCUCCUAUAAAACUAGCCUUGGCCAUCUCUAGAUUAUACAGAUCCCCAAUUGUCUGUACAGACAGUUAGUUCUGCUUAACUUCAUAGUUUGAGUAAUCUUAAAAACCUUUGAGAUCAGGCAUAAAUGCUAGCCAACAAACUAUGCACCAGUAUUUUUCUGUGUUGUAGCAUUUGUAAGUUAUUGGGUAAUGUGCUUCUUUCAUCAAUUUGAACUUUCUUCAAGUAACAUUACCCAGUGUUCCAGCCUCUUGGAUGUUUUUCGUGACUUUUAAAUAAUUCCUUGCACACUAAAAAGUGAAGGCAGUUUAGUCUCAGAUUCAUGUUUGUUGUUGGUUUUUAUUUCCGCCAUAGACAUCCCUAAUUUUCCUGGAUAGAGAAAUCUCAUGAGGGAACCUGCCUUGUCUUAGAUUCAACCAGCAAUGCAGAAGGUGGAGGGGGGCUGUGGGUCCUCCCCCACCUUUUAGCCCUCCCCCUCCCCCAACUGUUCUUUCCUAUUUCACUUAAUGAGAAAGGCAGAAACGACACCACUGUGAAUUGCUGGGCUUAAGAAGGCUGACCUUUGCCAUGCCGGGCAUCCCCAUUAAAUGAUAAUUGAAUGGCUCUAAACUUAAACUGGCAGGUUCCUCUCCAAGAGAAGACUGAAGAUCAAAUUAGAGGCUAUGUUAAAUGCUUAUUUUUCUACUCUGGAAUAAACAUGCAGCCCUGAU